This is a messenger RNA of Oncorhynchus masou masou (cherry salmon), 4544 nucleotides long. Its product is annotated as E3 ubiquitin-protein ligase znrf3-like. Bases 1 to 2457 code for a protein of 818 amino acids. Gene Ontology annotation, cellular component: plasma membrane. The transcript has 4 exons. Gene Ontology annotation, biological process: ubiquitin-dependent protein catabolic process; negative regulation of canonical Wnt signaling pathway; Wnt receptor catabolic process. The record is from RefSeq and is a predicted model, not a curated record. Lineage: Eukaryota; Metazoa; Chordata; Actinopteri; Salmoniformes; Salmonidae. Gene Ontology annotation, molecular function: frizzled binding; ubiquitin protein ligase activity.
AUGUGCCUGUCUUCACUAGCCUCCAAUCAGCUGCUGGAGCAUCACUCUACACCCCCAUAUCUAGCCAAUCAGCUGCGUGAGCGUCACUCUACAUCCCCACAUCUAGCCAAUCAGUUGCUGGAGCAUCACCCUACACCCCCACAUCUAGCCAAUCAGCUGCUGGAGAAUCACUCUACACCCCCACAUCUAGCCAAUCAGCUGCUGGAGCAUCACUCUACACCCCCAUAUCUAGCCAAUCAGCUGCUGGAGCAUCACUCUACACCCCGACAUCUAGCCAAUCAGCUGCUGGAGCAUCACUCUACACCCCCACGUCUAGCCAAUCAGCUGCUGGAGCAUCACUCUACACCCCCACAUCUAGCCAAUCAGCUGCUGGAGCAUCACUCUACACCCCCACAUCUAGCCAAUCAGCUGCUGGAGCAUCACUCUACACCCCCACAUCUAGCCAAUCAGCUGCUGGAGCAUCAAAGGACAGACAGAGGAGGAUAUACUCCUCUCCCCCUGUUCCCCUCCUCCUCUCCCACCCCUCUACAGGAGCUGCGGGUCAUCCCCUGUGCCCACCGGUUUCAUAAGAAGUGUGUGGACCCUUGGCUCCUACAACACCACACCUGUCCUCACUGUAGACACAACAUCAUCGAGCAAAGGAAGGGGAACCCCGGCUCCGUCUGCAUGGACCCAGUCUACAGCCGGCAGCAGAGGGUAGUCCUGCCUGUCCACUACCCUGGAAGGGUGCACCGUUCUGGGCAGGUGACUGCCUACCCCACCCGCACCUCCAUGGACCCCCAUGGUAACCCCAUCACAGUGCUGACAGUGGACCAGCACUCAGACCCCCAGGGCCUGUACCCUCCCCAGUCUGCCCACUCCGGGGCCUUCCUCCGGGACUACCACCCCCACCCAACCCUGCACCUGGACCACUCUCUCAACCCCCAUCACUGUGAGCUGCAGCACCAGCACCUGGGCCUCAACCCCCCCGCCUACCCCCAGUACCAGCAGCCAGGUCCCCGCCACGGCGCCUUCAAGAGGCCUAAGUUCCACGGACGCAGCUUCUCGCGGGCCGCCUGCUACUCGCAGUACGAGACCAUGUACCAACACUACUACCUCCAGGGCCUGACCUUCCCCCAGCAGGGUGAGGGGACCCAGGGGGCAGCAGGCGUAGGAGGGGUGACUGGGAGCGCCGGGCCCCACAAGGACCACCACAGCAUGGCUUUCCAAGGGGGGCUGCUCUACCCCACGGUGGUCCACAUGGCCGCCAGCUCCAGGUUGGCUGAGGCAGGGAGCGGUGCCUCGGGGCCGGGCUGUUACCAUGGCCACCGCUCGGUGUGCAGUGGUUACCUGGCCGACUGCCCGGGCAGCGACAGCAGCAGCAGCUCUGGCCAAUGCCACUGUUCCUCCAGUGACUCUACGCUGGACUGUACAGAGAUCAGUAACCAGGGGGUAUACGGAUCCUGUUCCACUUUCCGCAGCUCCCUGAGCUCUGACUACGACCCCUACGUCUACCGCAGUAAGAGCCCCUGUAGGGGGUCGCAAGGGGAGCCAGGGGCCACGUCUGCAGGGGCCUCCACCACCUGCCCCUCCACAGCCGAGGAUUCCCUAACCCCAGCUCCCUCGGGGGGACACAAUGGCGACAGCCUACAGCCACAGCCUCUUCCUGGAACCUCAGGGUUCAGUGUGGGGGACCAGCUCUCCAGCUGCAGCAGCCGCUCGUCACUGGAACAACCCAGGGACACCAGCACCACUAGCACUACCUCAGCCAGGCCUCCAGAGGGAGCCACAGUGGACAUGGGGAAGGGAGGGCAGUCAGGGGAGGAGACAAGGGGGGAGCAUGGCUUGGGAAGAGCAGGGGCAUGUAGCUGCUGUUUCCAGGUGCUCCCUCCCAACAUGGAGUGCAAAGGUCAGCAGGGAUAUCAGAGGCAGGACUCAGACUGGGUGGGGCCUAUGGCCUCCUCGGGACGUGGCUGUCAGAGGGGGGCAGAGCAGAACUUUUACCACCCCGGGGAGCACCUGUUGGCUCUGUCGGAGCAGGUGAGCUAUGAGGGCCUGCCCUAUUGCUUCUACAAGGAGAUGAAGGUUCACCGGGCCACAGGGGGGCGCUAUAAUGAGGACUAUGCCGUGAAUGUGCAGUAUGCGCACCACGCUGCAGACUCGGAUGCCUGCUGUGGUGUGCUCAGCCAGAGAAUACCCAUAAUCCAGGGCACAGACUAUGAGCUGGGCUUGGGGACGGAGACUCUGUAUCAGAGCAGCCUACUGCUAGCCAGCCUCACCUUAGGGCAGGGGGGCGAUGGGCGGACUGGUGGGCGGGUGGAUCCUGGUGAGGGAGGGUACUUCACCUCAGGACAGUUCAGUGGUCAAGCGAACCCCACCCAGGAAGAAGAGACCAGGGUCCUGUUCCACCCCCUGAACUACACUACCCACGAUGCAUCUGGAAACAGUAAAGCUACAGACAAGGGUCUGGGGGUAUGAGGGGCUGUGGAGCCCAGAAACAGGGACUCAAACAAACAGCUUGUUUGGUACCUAACCGGUCGGUCGGUCAGUCAAGAAAACCUCAGUUGCCUUGCUUUUUUUAAGCCUCUCGCUUGCUGAACUCUGAAUGUCAUCAUCCUAGAUGGUGAUGGUGUAGAUUUCUACUGAAAUGAUAUGAUGGCCUGCCUGGCGUAUCCAGACAUAACCAGUUCAUUCCUGUGGUCAUCAGCAGCUCAGCAUAAGCCCAGCUCAACCAACAUGACACGUGGCCACGCCUCCCCAGCGGAGUCUACAGGCUCAGAUAGAUAGAGAAUCAGGCUACAGCAUAUGGGUGGAAGUUCACGGUGGUUGGAUGUAACAGUGGAUGGCUUGGCAAGGCCACAAAUCAACACGUAGGCUGGCCCAGCCCUCACAGUACCAUGGGUUCCAGACAGGGUCAGUCUGGAUCCUGAGACCCAUUUGGAGAGAAACAAACUGUGUUAGCAGGGCCCAGUUUGUGAGAUUUUUCUUCUUCUGGUCUAGUAAGUUGUUCUUCACCUCUGGACUCUGGUCUGUGCAAGUUGUUUGAGGAUACAUUUCAUUAGUUUUAUAAUCACACACAUACCUGUGUGUACAUGCAUAUGUACUUUAUGUAUGUGUUUAUUGUACUUUACCGCUCUUAUGACAAAACGUUGCAUAUACAGCUUGGACAACAAGCGUCAACAAACCACCAAACUCAGAUGAAAGGUUAUGGAAGAGUACCAAAACAUCAACUCAUUUUCUUUUUACGGGGUUGGGUGGAGGGGCGGGGUCCUUGCCAGUUGGAGGGGAGGCAGUUCGUCACAGUCACACAUUCUUUCAUUGAGCUAAGCUAUACUAACUAGACUACAGUUCUCUCUUGGGAUACUCAAUGGGGUGCAAUAUUCUAGAACAAUGCAGAUAGAAUGUUGAUUCAGUUCUCUGUUCUACAUAAUAGAGAGUCUGUUCUAUAUAGAAUACAUGUCUAUCUGCAAUGUUCAGAACAUUGCGCCUUCUAGAACAUACACCAGACCAGGCCUUAGGCCCCUGAGCCAUCCUUACCAUCUUGGGCUGUGUCACCUUUUGACCAAAUAAAGGUCCACGUAGUGACAGGGUUUCUCUGCGCUCGUAGAACGACAUUUGGAUAUCUUCAAAGGAUUGGAUUUAUAUCAAGUUUAGUCACUACUUGUGCGUUAGAAGCUCUUGUUUUGUUUUAGUUUUUUUUGCAGUCACUCAUCUAGCCUCCUCCUCAACACUUAAGCUAUAAUAUACGGCUAUAAUAUACAAUUCUAAUAUGGUUCUAUAAAGCAGUUGUGUGUCAAAAAAAGACCAAAGGAAAAAUGAUUCACAAGGGAUCCCUUUUAUACUGUGGCUGUGGGUGACACUGAGCAGUUACACAGAAAGCAGCAUGUCUGAUUCUUUUAUUUGAUUAAAUCAUACAGCCCACAUCAUGCUCUCAAACAAUAUCAGCGUUGUUCAUUCAUGCCUUCUUUCUGUUGGUUUUACAGACUGUUUUUAAUGUUUCUAUGAAAUGUACCCAUUGUCUUCAGAGGCAAUCGUUUUGAAAUAGCAAUAUUUAUAUGUAAACCCAGAGCUGUAAUCAAUGAACGAUAUUGAGAAUCUAAUCUUUCCUUUGCAUAAAGAUAUGUACUACAAAUAUAACAUGUUGGGUUUACCCCAAGUCACUAUUUAAUUGUUUAGUUUUAUUAUUUGUAGCACUUAAGAAGAUUGUAUUAAAAGAAAAUUUGUACACAAAAUUCAUAUUUUUUAUUUUUAUUAUUUUCUCCAUCAUUAUCAUUUUACAAAUGUUUAAAAAAGGCUAGAAAUCAAUCUGUAUAUUUCUGUAUCUGUAUUGCAGCAUAUUUCAUAAAUGGAAAUAUGUUCUCUGAAUAUUUAUUUACUAAUAUAUUUAUCUUCAAGCCAUGUCUUAUGUUGAGUGUAUGAACGUUUUUGAGUUAUUUGGUUGCUGUUUGUGAUAAAUCGCUAAAUACAUGGUAAUUGCACACAAAAUUAUUCAAUAUUCUCUGACCAAAAAUGUAUUUAAAAAAUGUAUUACCAUACAGUUGUGUAAUUAAAGUGUUCAAAGAUCU